Messenger RNA from Caretta caretta (loggerhead turtle), 6686 nucleotides. It is a transcript of the gene HACD1, whose product is annotated as 3-hydroxyacyl-CoA dehydratase 1. Lineage: Eukaryota; Metazoa; Chordata; Testudines; Cheloniidae. The record is from RefSeq and is a predicted model, not a curated record. Gene Ontology annotation, molecular function: 3-hydroxyacyl-CoA dehydratase activity. Gene Ontology annotation, cellular component: endoplasmic reticulum membrane. Gene Ontology annotation, biological process: fatty acid elongation; sphingolipid biosynthetic process; very long-chain fatty acid biosynthetic process.
GAUCUCAAGUCAGGGAAGCCAGACUGGGAACCGCGCGGCGCAGCAAUCGCGUUAGGGUCGGGGCGUUAGCCUCUCUCCACGCUGCCGGCCAGCUGGGCUGGGGGAGGGGGGCACCGUGUGACCUGAGGAGCCGCUGGAGGAGAAAGGAGGAGCCGGCGACACCAUGUGAGCCGCUGGCCGGGGGCAGCAGCAGCAGCAGCCCGCCGUGAAGACAGAUGGGGUGAGCGAGAGUCAGCUCCAGCUGUCAGCGCGGCUUCAGCCCAGCCCCUGCCUGCGCCCCUCCUCCGCCGCGCGUCUCCCCCCUGGCCUCGGGCAAACCAUGGCGUCCAGCGAGGAGGACGGGGCCGGCGGCGGCGGCUCGCUGGAGGAGAAGGAGAAGGGCAGGAAGAGGCGCCUGGGCGCCUUGGCCACAGCUUGGCUCAUCGGCUACAACAUCGCCAUGACCGCCGGGUGGCUGGUAUUGGCUAUUGCCAUGGCUCGGUUUUACAUGCAGAAAGGAACAUACAAAGGCUUAUACAAAACUAUUCAAAAGACACUUAAAUUUUUCCAGACAUUUGCUGUGCUUGAGGUAGUCCACUGUGCAGUUGGAAUAGUUCACACCUCUGUGCUUGUGACUGGGGUCCAAGUGAGUUCAAGAAUCUUCAUGGUAUGGUUUAUAACACACAGUAUAAAACAGAUCCAGAAUGAGGAGAGCGUUAUUCUUUUUCUGGUCGUUUGGACUGUGACAGAGAUUACACGAUAUUCCUUCUACACAUUCAACCUGCUCAACCAUUUGCCAUACUUCAUUAAAUGGGCCAGAUACAACUUUUUUAUCAUCUUGUAUCCUGCUGGAGUUGCUGGUGAACUUCUAACGAUUUAUGCUGCAUUACCUUAUGUGAAGAAGACAGGCAUCUUUUCACUGAGACUUCCCAACAAGUAUAAUGUCUCUUUUGACUACUACUACUUCCUUAUUAUUGUCAUGGCCUCAUAUAUACCAUUGUUUCCACAACUCUACUUUCAUAUGCUGUGGCAGAGAAGAAAGGUGCUUCAUGGAGAAGUGAUUGUAGAAAAGGACGAUUAAUCCAACUCUUGUAACCAUGGUGCUUUUUACAGAACAAUAAGAAAUGGAAACAAAACACUUCAUGUGAUCCUUAUGAGUCCAAGUUUUAAAUCAUGGAACAAGAAUAAAUGGCUGUGCAUGAAAUAACAUGGAUUGUAUUGUUUUGUAAAUUCAGUAUGUCUUCAGACUUUGCAUUUCAUCCUUGGCUUCACUUUUGAUUCUUUUAUUUCAUUGAUUGGUUGUUUCCUCAGACAAACUAUUUUCUUCCCAAUUUUUUUAUAUAAAUUAACAAAUAGAGGCAGGAGAUUGAAUAGCUUGCCAAAUUGCUUUCUAUUACAAAACUUCUAGUGGUCAUUAAGAAAAAAAACAGAGUUGAUGAGCAAUAUUGGAAGUUAGUACAGUAUUCUGAAAAAUAGAUACUUCAUAAAUUAGAUUUUUUUCAUAGGACAGGUGGCUUAAAUUUUGUCCUUUCUUAUUAUUUUGAAAAUAUUAAUCUUUGUCAAUAUUCAGAACUGAGAGUUUAGUGUCUCUUGAACCUUAUGAGAACACGCCAUUAAAAGUAAACUAAACUAAAGCUAGGGUUAUAAUUACUUAGGGUCUGACUCUGCAGCCCUUACUCACAUUAAGUAGUAUCUUCCUUCACAAUUACCCUUUUGAAACUUUUAGAGUCCAAUUAAGCAUUAGUAAGUGUAAUAGAAUUGGACCCUUCAUUAGGCCAGAGACUCAGCAUGGGGGAAGUGGUCCAUGCUAGCAGAUUCAGGUUCAGGAUCAAGGCCUGGAAGAGCUGAAGCCUUUUACUUGCAGGAUCAUAUCUUAGCAUCAUAGAAUAAGCUUGUAAAAGAGUUGAACUCUAGAUUCUCCAUGCAGAUUUAGAGUAGUGUACUUCAGUUUGCUACUACUUGAUGCCUAGCUAUAGCUGAUGAUGUGGCCCAGGUUUAUUUUGUCCUGGUGAAUUGAUUACCAGUUUAUUCUGUAUUCUAGAGUUAGGGAACAUGAGGGGUGGCGGUGAGGAGUAAAUACAGAAGUACAUGUGGAAACUGCAGCUAUGGCAAAGUAUUUUAUUUCUUACAAUUAAUCAAAUGGGAUAAAAAUGGAAGAUUUAAAAAUACUUUAAAAUACUGUCUUGACAUGUAAUUGUAUUUUGAAUCAGCCAGCUAUGCACUUUUAAUUGCUCCUUCAGUUAAUUGUUUCAUCCUCUUUAUAAUGUAAUCAAGGAACAGUUUUGGAUCUGGUCCUAUUUAACAUCUUUAAUAAUCUAGAAGAGGAACAUGUUAAUGAAAAUCACAGAUAAUGCUAAAGAUGUUAUAAACACCAGCAUGGAGAGAUGAGUUAUAUAAUGGGUCUUACAGAGGUUAGAAAUAUGGGCAGAAAUUUAAAGCCAUAAAGUUGGAAGAGACCUGAAGUGAGAGUGGACCACAGAUUAAAUGUUCAUUUGCAAUACGAUGUGGUAGCAAAAAAGAUCAGUGCAAUUUGGGGUUGCAUAUGCUGAAGUUUCAUGUCGUGAAGCAGGGAGAUGUGAUUGUCCCUCGUUAGGGGAUUCGCCUGAGUCCACAUCUGAAAUAGCAUGUAAAGUUCUGGGUACCUCAAAAGCAGAAAUUUUUAGGCAAACUAGAAAGUUCAAAAAACAGCAAUAAAAAUAAUGAAUGGACAUGAGUAAGAGGUAGGAAAGAUUGACUUUAAAACAUUAAAUAUGUACAGCGUGGUUACGGGGAAAAUAUUGAGAAGGAAAAGGAAUUAUUAAGUACUAGGAGUUGUAAUUAGGAGUCAGGGGAAAUUAAGAAAUGGAAAAUAUAAAAUGAAUACUAGGAAAAAGAUCCUGACCAUGAGCUCUACUAAGUUGCUGAAUAAUAUUCCAAGGCCCAUGAUGGCAGCUCCUUUUCCUGGGACAUGUAAAGCCCAACUUUUUGGAAUACUAGAAAACAUAUUGUAGGAAACAGUCUUGCUUUGACAGUGGAUGGGUCUAGAUAACCUGAAAGGUGGUUUCGAUUCUAACUUCUAAUGAUUAUAUACUGUGACUUUUAAAAAGAGUUGGAAAUGUUUCCUGAUGUGACUAACAAGUCUUUGUUAUAUCCUUAAGUUGCAAUUUUAUGUCUUAGACUUCCCAUAUUUACACAUCUCAACAUUACGUGUAAACUAGCUUCCUUUUCAGUUAUUGGUGUAUAGAAGGCUUGAGAUGGAAUAAUGGUUUUUCUGACAAUUUGAAAACUGAAUAUUUUUGAUCUAUUUUUAAAACAGCGUAUUGAUCCAAGGUGCUACGUUAACUUAUUAAAAUACAUUUUUAUGCAGCUGAAAUGAUUUAAUGUAUUAAAAUAUAUAUCACAUUUACAGUCUUGAGGCACAAAAUACUUAUACAUGCUACAUGUUUAGACUAAAAGUUUUAUUUGUUAAGUGUCUUUUGCAUAAAAAGUGCUUCAAAUAUUAAUUGUUCUGAUAAACUUAAUUCAACUUGCACUCUGUUCCAUAUGAAACACCCGGGCAGCUUCUGAGCACCUAUUUCUCAAUGAGCAGGCAGAAGGCUCUCAUGGAAUUUGAAUUAAUUAAUGUGAUUGGGUUGUGUUCAGUGCCAAAGUGUAAUAUCCUUUUACUGGGGGUUUGAACUUACUUAAGACUAUGACUAUUGAUCUAUUUGAAAUUAAUUGACUAUUCCAAGGGCCUGAUCCUGCAACUCUAACUCAAAUGAGUUUGUCCUUUGAUUACGAGUUGAAGGGCUGAGCUCCAAUACAGUGUUGUUCGUCCGGGGGAGGAGCGGGGUUGUAUUGCGUGUGGGUUGAACAUAUUGUCAUACAAGAUGCAAAGAAUUGCUGUAAGCAUUUUGAUAUCCUUUUAUACAUGCAACAUGACUUAAUACAACACCAUUCAUUACCAUUCUGGUUUUUGGCUUGCACAAAGUAGCAAUGUACUAGUCCUGAAUAGUAAUACAUGAACAAGAAAAAACGUAAAGGUGGUUUACAAUUGAAGUAGAAUCUUGUUAAACUGCACAUCAAUAAACUGCAGCCUCAUGCUGAAAAUAACUCUUUAGGUCUGUGUUACUGAAGGCCAGACCAGUGAGAUGACAAGCUCCCUGUGAAAAUUACAUUGAAUCUCUCUCUCUCUCUCUCUCUCUUUAAAUCUUUCACUGAAUUUUUCACUCCGCUCUAAUUAAUAUAUUUUAAAUUGAUAUCUUCUGUUAGCAAGUAAGAACUGUGAGUGAAAUCCUGGCCCCACUGAAGUCAAAGAUUGAAACCCCCAUUGACUUCAGUCAGGCCAGUAUUUCAGUCUGUGUGCAUAGCAUCAUAUUUAUAACAUAAUGAAAUAGUGAACUAACUUACUCCAUGCUAUAUACAAUUGGCAUUAAAAACAAGUGUGAAUUUCUUAGGGUGCCCUCUGUUUCCAACCUGAAUUUGGCACAUUUGUCCAUCUUUGUAAUCUUCACUGCAGUAUUCACAAAUGUUUUAACUUAUUGAGAACCUCUUUAUUAUGAAAGGUUAGGAAUAUAUUCCAGCAUUAAAUUCUUUGACAUUUUUAUAUUGUAUCUAAUAAGCUGUUCAUGUGAAUGACAGCUCUUGCAUCAUGCUAUUUUGGUGUUUUAUUGAAGGUGCUAAUAUCUGGCCUGAUUCUGUAAUGUUUAUUUGUGGGACGGCCUUUAUUCAUAUGAGUAAUCCCAUUGAUUUCAGAACUUGGCCCUUAAUGCCUUAAGGCUUAAUCCUGAGAUCAGACCAAAACCCAUAGAAAAGGGCAUGGGACUGAGAAAUGGCAUCAGCCCUAACUGCCCAAGAUGGCCAAUGCUGGCCAUUGUGAAGAACAGUUGGCACAGUUCAUUUCUCCCCUCUCUUGCUCUAUACAGCAUCUUAGAACAUGGCUGCGUUGGCUACACUGAGUCUAAACCACAAUCCCUACCCUCUCCAUGGAGAACUGUGGAGACCAGUUUGGGAGAUCUCCAUGCACAAAGGGGAAGCAGAAUCACCUUGCAUGGCUUCUGUGCUCCACUCUACCCUGCCUAAGGCUUCAUGAGCAUGAAUUUCUCUCAGGAGCUGGCUCUGUAAAAGCAAUAAUAUGCCAACACUUCUGUACUAUGCUGCUGUGUAUAGUACAGUUCAAUAUUAAUAGCCUUAGAGAACUUGUGCAACAUGCUUCUGCUAAUUCCCAUUAAAUAACAUUAAUCACAUAUGGCCAGUUACCUCGUUCUCUUCAUGUUAAUUAAUAAGCUGCAAUGCACAUUUCACAGGGCAACAUGUGGAAGGCUUUUCUGUAACCAAAGGGAACGUACUUCUUUCUAUCUAGGACAUACAUAUGUAAACGUUAAAUCUAGGAAUUGCCACUGCUCUGCCUGUGAUACUAAGAUUCUUCAUGGUAGUUGACCUAAGUGAUGAGUGACACUUUCUGUUUUUAUUGUGAACUGAUCAAAUCUACAACCUAAACGUGGCAUGUGCAUAAGCCAGUUUUGGUGAACUGAGCUCAAGCUCAACUGUUAUUAGGGAAAAAAAGAGGAACUAAUGUUAAGAACUGAUACAUGGGGAUUUUUAACGAGGAAUACUUAGAGUAAGUGUGCUGGACUGAACAAGAGGGUUUUGUAAAAGUGAGAAUUUCAGAUGGACAAAUUGACUGCAGUUAAUCCUAGAGAAUUAGUGAAGCUAUUUUUCUGAAAGACAAUGCUGCAAGCCUUUUAUAAAUUCAAAUUUGUUUUAUAAUUUGUAUUUUAAAAUGUGCUUAUAGAUAUUUAUUAUGAAACAGCUUACAGGUCAAGUCCACACUACAUAUCCACUUUUUGGUAUGGAUACAGUACUUUGACCUCUUAAAAUGUGUUCAGCUAUUUUUAUUAUACUGAAAAUUAAAUUUAAGGAAGUAAAUAAUUGACAUUUCUGCAAAGUGGUUGUUAGUGUGGUUUCUUUCAUGACUUUAUUGUGGUAUUGUUAGUGUGUGCUAAGCCCAAUGCCCUGAAAGCAGCAAGUUAAAAUUUGGCAAGGAGAGCUCUCUCAAACAUACUUGCAAGAUCGGGGGGGCCUUAGUAGUAAACUGCAUGCAGGUGCAGGGGUGUAAGGGCCUGACAUUGUAAGGUGCUGAUACCUCCUGAGAGAUCUUGAGGGCCUUAAGCUUCGAUUGAUUUCAAUGGGAGUGGAAGAUGUCUAGCACCUCGGAGGGUGAUCAACACUUUGUAUUAUCAGAUUCUAAAAGCCUGAUCCUGUGAACUCUGGGACCUCACAGAUAGCCCCACUGGCUCCUUAAAAGCUUGAUCCUGGAUGGUACUAAUUACCUCUUAUAAGGUGCUGAGAGCCCUCAAUUCCAGAUGGCACUGGGUAUAAUUCUAAGAAGUGCUUAGCACAUGUAACUCCACAUGACAUCCACAAAGGCAGUGGGAAUUUUGGGCACUCACCACCUGUCAGGAUUAGACCCUAGACUGGUAGCUUUUGGGAACACUCAAAAUGUACCAUAGUCCAUUUGUCAUGUUACAUCAACUAAAAUAUGAUGUGGUCUGGCUUAUUCACAGUCAUCUUGCUUCUUAAUUCAUUCUUGUUCAUGUUUUAUUUCUUUCCAGUUGCUUGCUUUGUACAAAUGUAAGCACAGUCUAAUUUGUCUAAUCUUUUCAUGUAGAAAAUGUAUUUAAAGAGUCAUCAAAAUGUAAAUGUAAUGCAGUUGCUCAUUUAUUUAUUAAAAUUUACCUACCUACAUA